Molecule: messenger RNA, 1011 nt
Organism: Rotaria sp. Silwood1
Lineage: Eukaryota; Metazoa; Rotifera; Eurotatoria; Philodinida; Philodinidae
Source: the annotation of a GenBank genome assembly
AUGGCUUCUUCAUCAAUUGACGAAUUAUCAAAAAAUCCAUUGUACAAAGAUAUUACUCCUCAUCAAUGGCCAAUAAUUUAUUCUUCAAAUUAUAAUAUUGGUUUUCUUUAUAUGGAAAAACUUCAUCCAUUUGAUUCAUCGAAAUGGGGAUCAAUUAUAAAUUUUCUUCAACAAGCAAAAAUGAUUACAAAUGAUACAAUUGUAACACCAAAUGAAGCAACAACAAAUGAUCUUCUUCUAGUACAUACAAAACAUUAUUUAUCAAGUCUUAAAUGGAGUAUACAAGUUGCACGUGUACUUGAAGUACCAUUAGUUGCUAUGUUACCUAAUUUUAUUGUACAAUGGCGUAUUCUUAAACCAUUACGAUAUCAAACUGGUGGAACUGUACUUGCAGGAAAAUUAGCAUUAGAACGUGGUUGGUCAAUAAAUAUUGGUGGUGGUUUUCAUCAUUGUUCAUCGGAUAGUGGUGGUGGAUUUUGUGCUUAUGCUGAUAUAACAUUACUUAUUAUAAAUCUUUUUACUUAUUAUUCUAAUCAAAUAAAAAAAGUUCUUAUUAUUGAUUUAGAUGCUCAUCAAGGUAAUGGAUAUGAACGAGAUUUUAUGAAUGAUGAUAGAGUAUAUAUAAUGGAUAUGUAUAAUCGUCAGAUUUAUCCUCAUGAUCAUCAAGCUAAAAAUGCAAUCAGAUGUAAAAUUGAAUUAGAAAAUUAUACUAAUGAUAAAAUAUAUCUUCGUUUAUUACAUAUAAAUCUUGAAAAAUGUUUAAAUGAAUUUCAACCAAAUUUUAUUGUUUAUAAUGCUGGAACAGAUAUACUUCAAGGUGAUCCACUUGGAAAUCUUGAUAUUACACCAGAAGGUAUAAUUAUUCGUGAUGAAAUUGUUUUUUCAAAAUGUAUUCGAGAACGAAAUAUUCCAAUUGUUAUGUGUACAUCCGGGGGAUAUCAAAGAACAAAUGCAAGAAUUAUUGCAGAUUCAAUAUUAAAUUUAUUUAAAAAAAAAUUAAUCUCAUGUUAA